Messenger RNA from Lethenteron reissneri (Far Eastern brook lamprey), 1472 nucleotides. Its product is annotated as centriolin-like. Gene Ontology annotation, molecular function: protein binding. NCBI's taxonomy places the organism in Eukaryota, Metazoa, Chordata, Hyperoartia, Petromyzontiformes, Petromyzontidae. The record is from RefSeq and is a predicted model, not a curated record.
CAGCAGCAUAAACAGCAUCACCAGCAGCAGGAGCAUCAGCAAGGUCAGCAGCAGAAGAAGCAAAAGCAGCACUCGCAGCAGAAGCAGCAGGAACAUCAGCACCAUCGUCAUCAUCGUCGUCGUCAUCAUCAGCCGGGAUGAGGAGGAUGAGAGGGAGGGGCCGCACGCCCAGCCCGGGCCCCGCCGGGUCCCCAGCGCGCAGCCCGUCCCCGGGGACGGGGCCCCAACGGGGGUCCUCACGCACCGGUGGGGGGGGGCCUGGCGGAGGUUCCGUGACCCCCGUGACCCCCGUGGCACAGGCAGCAGCAGCAGCGGGGCAACCUCACAGCUCGCGCGACAACAGCGAUGCAGAGGAGCGGGAGGAGGGAGAGGAGCUGUCGGCACGUGGCGACGCCGCCCCCGUGGAGGAGGGCGUGCGCUACAUCACCGAGGCGUUGCUGCGCCGCUUGAGCCGGCAGGAGGACCUGGCGCUCGUGCGCUCCCUCAACCUGGCGCUGGCGCGCGACGGCGGCAAGAAGUUCCGCUACAUAGAGAACCUGGAGCGCUGUGAGCGGCUGGAGGUGCUCACGUUGAGUCACAACGUCAUCGAGAAGAUGGAGCACAUGGAGCGGCUGGGGUCCCUACGCGAGCUCCACCUGUCCCACAACCUCAUCAGGAAGAUCGAGGGCCUGGAGCACAUGGCGCAGUUGCAGACGCUGGCGCUCGCCUCCAACCAAUUGGAAGCCAUCCCCGCGUGGCUGCCACGCCGCCUGCGCUGCCUCCGCUCGCUGGACCUCCGGGACAACAACAUCACCUCGCUGCAGGACGUGAGCCGGCUGAAGGCGCUGCAGGGGUUGGUGUCGCUGGCGCUGGCGGGGAACCCCGUGGCGGCGCUACCGCACUACCGGGCGCACACGGUGUUCCACCUGCGCUCGCUCGAGCGGCUCGACGCGCAGCCCGUGAGUGACGCGGAGCGCCAACUCGCCCACCAGCGCUUCCACCUGGAGGAGGUGGAGCGGCUGGAAGCGGCUCUGGCCGAGCGGCAGGCCCAGCUGGAGUCGUCCUCACGGCUUCAGGAGGAGUCGGCCGCGGCCCUGCUGCAGCGCGAGCAGCAGCUGCUGGCGCUGCAGCAGGAGCGGAGCGAGCGCGACGGCUCCGUGCACGAGCUGCAGCGCGAGCUGCACACCAAGAACCAGCUGCUGAAGCAGAAGAUGUUGGAGCUGACGCACGCGUGCCAGAAGCAGUACGAGCUGGAGCAGGAGCUCGCCUUCUACAAGAUAGAUGCCAAGUUCGACUCCCUGGGACACGCGCCGCCCCACGCCGGCGGGGACGACGACGACGACGACGAGUCGCCGCAGCAGCUGGCGCCCGGCGAGAGCCCGUACAUCGGCAAGGCGCGCUACAAGCGGAACGAGUUCGCGGGAGAGAGCCGCGUGCGGCUGUCCCCUGCGCGCCACGCGGCACUCGGCUCCGUGCAGAGCGACGGCGCCGCC